AUGCAGCACCAACGACAACAACGUCGUCAAAAUUAUCGUGUCGCACCAUCAGCAUCAUCAGUAAUUGAUAAUCGUCUAGUUAAUUUGUAUGCUGAUCUAGCCGCACUCGAACAGCGACAUGUCAAUUCGUCGACACCGUCAAUCGAUCUGAAUCGUUUGAAUGCUUUGCUUGAUGCAUAUCGUUACAGUUGCUUACAAUUAAAAGCACGCUAUAAGAUCGAAGAAGAACGAAUCAGCCGUCGUUUUGAUUUAGAAACGCGCUGCACUCAACAACAUUUCCAGGCAAAAAAAAGCGAAUUGAAAGAACUUUUACUCGAUCGUCUUCGACGUAAACGUAAACUCGUUGUCGAAGAGAUGCGCUCGGCUAUUGAUAUUCAUUCACGUUCGUUUGACGCGGACCCAUUACUCGUCACAAUGCAACCACCGCAUCCAUUGCAAGCUAAAGCGUAUAAUUUCCGACAACGACCCGACAUCGGUCAGCAAACAACAGCGUCUUCUUCGACGGCGAACGAUGAUGAAUUUUCAAGCUUGUUAACUAUGAAUGUCAUGGGCAGCAGCGGCAUUCUAUCACCGAUUCCGCCACAGCAAGCCGCUCGAAAACGUCUCGUUGGAGCUUUCAGCAUCUUUCAACUGCCGAAAUGGACAAUAAAAGAUGACGAGUGUGAAGACGAUUUAAGAAUAAUAACAAACAGUCGAAAAUAA
Molecule: messenger RNA, 702 nt
Organism: Adineta ricciae
Lineage: Eukaryota; Metazoa; Rotifera; Eurotatoria; Adinetida; Adinetidae
Source: the annotation of a GenBank genome assembly